AUGCUUCGUGUGGCUGCAGCCGAACGAAAUCGCCAGCCAAUUUUAAAAGUUCUUCAAGAUUAUAUUAAUUCAUCUCCAACGAAAUAUUCAUUUUGGCUUUUCGAAAUCGCUUCCGGCUCGGGUCAACAUGCGUAUUAUUUUGCUUCACAUUUUCCAAAUUUAAUUAUUCAACCUUCUGAAAUCGAUCCAUCCUAUAUCAGUUCGAUUAACGCUUAUCGAGAGAAAUUUAAGUUGCCUAAUUUGCUCGAACCGAUAAUUUUUGAUGUUUCUAAGCCUCUGGAUCAUUCCAUUUUGCCAAAAGAUUUUCGUUAUCAAAUUGAUAUAGUUCUAAGUAUAAAUUUAAUCCACAUAAGCUCAAAUGCUGCUGUCGAUGGUCUUUUCAUGGUAUCAAAGGCCCUACUUAAGCACGGAACAGGAAAACUUAUAACGUAUGGUGCUUAUGCUGCUGACGGUCAGAUAACACCCCAGAGUAAUGUGGAUUUUGAUUCAGGUUUGCGGGCAAGUAAUUCAGAAUGGGGAUUGAGAGAUAUAGCAGAACUAAAGCAGAAAGCAUCUUGCAAUGGUUUAUCGCUAAUUUCGAUACACGAUAUGCCAGCGAAUAAUAAAAUGUUAAUAUUCAAAUAUGAUAUGUGA
Messenger RNA from Dracunculus medinensis (Guinea worm), 633 nucleotides. The record is from the annotation of a GenBank genome assembly. NCBI's taxonomy places the organism in Eukaryota, Metazoa, Nematoda, Chromadorea, Rhabditida, Dracunculidae.